Camarhynchus parvulus is the source of this 2048-nucleotide messenger RNA. RefSeq names its product protein inhibitor of activated STAT 1 (gene PIAS1). Gene Ontology annotation, molecular function: SUMO ligase activity; transcription coregulator activity; zinc ion binding. The transcript has 14 exons. Lineage: Eukaryota; Metazoa; Chordata; Aves; Passeriformes; Thraupidae. The coding region runs from base 106 to 2034 and encodes 642 amino acids. The record is from RefSeq and is a predicted model, not a curated record. Gene Ontology annotation, biological process: regulation of transcription by RNA polymerase II; protein sumoylation.
AGGAGCGGGAGGAGCUCUGCCGAACGCGGAACUUCGGGUUUCCUAACGCGCAGGAGAAUCAGCCGUUUUGAGGAAGAGCAGGAUGGAUGGAGGGUGGUAAGGCAAAUGGUUAUGAGCCUUCGAGUUUCGGAGCUGCAGGUGCUGCUGGGCUACGCGGGCAGGAACAAGCACGGCCGCAAACACGAACUGCUGACCAAAGCCCUGCACCUGCUCAAGGCUGGCUGCAGCCCCGCCGUCCAGAUGAAAAUCAAAGAACUCUAUAGGAGAAGGUUCCCCCAGAAAAUCAUGACCCCAGCAGACCUGUCCAUCCCCAGCGUGCACUCGAGCUCCAUGCCGGCCACGCUGUCGCCUUCCACCAUUCCACAGCUGGGCUACGACGGCCACCCCGCCACGUCCCCCCUGCUCCCCGUGUCACUGCUGGGACCCAAACACGAACUGGAACUGCCCCACCUCACCUCGGCCCUGCACCCCGUGCACCCCGACAUCAAGCUGCAGAAACUCCCCUUUUACGACUUGUUGGAUGAGCUGAUCAAACCGACCAGCCUAGCCUCAGAUAACAGCCAGAGGUUUCGAGAAACCUGCUUUGCCUUCGCGCUGACGCCGCAGCAAGUGCAGCAGAUCAGCAGCUCCAUGGAUAUUUCUGGGACCAAAUGUGACUUCACAGUACAGGUCCAGCUAAGGUUUUGUUUAUCAGAAACCAGUUGUCCACAAGAAGAUCACUUCCCACCCAAUCUGUGUGUGAAAGUCAAUGGGAAACCAUGCAGCCUUCCAGGCUACCUGCCACCAACCAAAAACGGUGUUGAACCAAAGCGCCCCAGCCGACCAAUCAACAUUACCUCACUCGUCCGCCUGUCCACCACGGUCCCCAACACCAUCGUUGUGUCCUGGACUGCAGAGAUUGGCAGGAACUAUUCCAUGGCAGUGUACCUGGUGAAGCAGCUCUCCUCCACGGUGCUCCUGCAGCGGUUGCGGGCCAAGGGAAUCCGGAACCCGGAUCACUCCAGAGCACUGAUUAAAGAGAAGCUAACUGCUGAUCCAGACAGUGAAAUAGCAACAACCAGCCUAAGAGUGUCUCUGCUUUGUCCACUUGGCAAGAUGCGCCUGACCAUCCCCUGCAGGGCCCUGACCUGCUCCCACCUGCAGUGUUUUGAUGCCACUCUCUAUAUCCAAAUGAACGAGAAGAAACCCACCUGGGUGUGCCCUGUGUGUGACAAGAAAGCUCCUUACGAGCAUCUCAUCAUUGAUGGGCUGUUCAUGGAAAUCCUGAAGUUCUGUACAGAUUGUGAUGAAAUCCAGUUCAAGGAGGAUGGGUCCUGGGCUCCCAUGAGGUCCAAGAAGGAAGUGCAGGAGGUGACCGCAUCCUACAACGGAGUGGAUGGAUGUAUCAGCUCCUCCUUGGAACACCAGGUGUCCUCUCACCAACAAUCCAACAAAAAUAAGAAGGUGGAAGUGAUCGACCUGACCAUCGACAGCUCCUCAGACGAGGAGGAGGAGGAGCCCUCGGCCAAGAGGAGCUGUCCCUCCAUAUCCCCAGCAUCACCCAUGAACAACAAGGGCAUUUUAAAUUUACCCCACCAAGCUUCUCCUGUGUCAAGAACCCCAAGCCUUCCUGCUGUGGACACCAGCUACAUCAACACAUCACUCAUCCAGGACUACAGGCAUCCAUUCCAUAUGACACCCAUGCCUUAUGACCUGCAGGGUUUAGAUUUCUUCCCUUUCCUGUCAGGUGACAAUCAGCAUUACAACACCUCUCUCCUUGCCGCCGCCGCCGCCGCAGUCUCGGCCUCGGACGAUCAGGAACUUUUGCACUCCCGGUUUUUCCCUUACACCUCGUCCCAAAUGUUCCUGGAUCAGCUGAACGCAGGGGGCAGCAGCUCCCUGCCAGCCACCAAUGGCAGCAGCAGUGGCAGCAACAGCAGCCUGGUCUCCUCCAACAGCCUGCGGGACAACCACGGGCACCCCGUGGCCAGCAGGAGCAGCACGGACACGGCCUCAAUCUUUGGUAUCAUACCAGAUAUUAUCUCCUUGGACUGAUUUAUUUCUAUUUU